AUGAGGAAUGAGAUGGAAACAUUGAAAGCGGCCCAGGAUGAUGCCAAGAAGGUAGACCAACGAGUAAAGGAAGUCUCGGCCCUUGCUGCAUCUCACACCCAGAACGUUCUAGAUCUGGAGAGCAAGUCCUCUCGAUUGAAUGAUCAACUCGGGAGUCACACCUCUGAACUAGAGAAGUUUUCUACGCACGCACGGGAACGACUGGAUAAGCUGGAAAAGGAACAAUCGUGGUUGAAGAUUCUACCAGACAUGCAAGGAAACUAUGAGGGCCUUAAAGGGCAAGUUAACAAGGUCCAAGCUGUCACGGACCAGCUCCAGUCCACGACGAAAAAUCGCAUUCCGCAUCUGGAUGAGCGGCUGAGUCGGAUAGAAAACUCGGCAGCAUCUACGGAAGCUGUCAAGAGGGCUGAGGAUGUCGUCGAAGAUGUAAAGGGGCGCAUUACCGCUCUCGAGGGAUCUAUAUCGGCGAAAGCUUCUGACAGUUAUAAAGGCGCUCUCGAAGUCUGGAAGAAGACUGUAAAUUGGCGGCCAUAG
Rasamsonia emersonii CBS 393.64 is the source of this 534-nucleotide messenger RNA. RefSeq lists its product as uncharacterized. The record is from RefSeq and is a predicted model, not a curated record. The transcript has 2 exons. Lineage: Eukaryota; Fungi; Ascomycota; Eurotiomycetes; Eurotiales; Trichocomaceae. Bases 1 to 534 code for a protein of 177 amino acids.